This is a messenger RNA of Sclerotinia trifoliorum, 1527 nucleotides long. The record is from the annotation of a GenBank genome assembly. Lineage: Eukaryota; Fungi; Ascomycota; Leotiomycetes; Helotiales; Sclerotiniaceae.
UUUCAUUCCCUUCUUCCCCAAGACAUGAUGAAUAAGCCGGGCCCCGAAUCGAAAAUCAUUUAACUGUAGCAUCAAUACCCAUUGGUGGAGUCUAUUAGAUGCAGGUACUCCGUAGCUUCCAAGAUUCUAGCUUCAUUUAUCAAAGAUCUAUGGAAGAUCAGCGGCUGUUUCGUUUUAACCACCAACUACCUACCAAAGAUUAAGUCGACCGGGAUCGAGAGUUUUGACCAUAUCAAGGUUGUUUGCUAUUGAAGGAACAAAAGCUAUUCGGAGUACAUACAGUACGCGCCGCUUUUGCUUGUUCUUCGGAUAUUCCCGAACAUCGACCGGUGUAUUGAAACCUUAUCGCGUCUCCGCCUUACAUCAUCAAGAAAUGCACAACUCCCUUUCAUCACACCCUCCAACCUCCCAACCAACCUGCAACCUAACAUUUCCUAACCAAGCUCUCCACUCACAUAUUCCCCCAUACAUUAACCCGUCAAAAUCAUGUAUACCAUUGCGCCCUCCCCCACCCCCAUCAUCCUAUCAGACCCAGUGACCUCCACCCCGCCCGACACCUCAGCUCCUUCAAUCCUCCGCUAUAUUAUCGGUUUCCUCCUCAUCGGUAUUGCCUGGGGCUUCACAACCCCCUUCAUCCGAGCCGCUGCACGAACCCAUCAGCCACCCGCUCACCCCAUUCUCACAUCUCCUUCAGUCACAAACUCUUUUCUCAAAUCGAAGCUGUACGGCGCGUUUUUCGGAGUUGUGGAUCUUUUGCGAAAUCCUAGAUAUGCAAUUCCCUUGGUAGUGAAUUUGACGGGGAGUAUUUGGUUUUUUCUGUUGAUAGGUCAAGCUGGUAAGUGUUCUUUUUGGUUUUAUGGGUUGAAGAAAGAUGGAGUCGUGGCAUUGGUGACGUUGAUGCUAACUUUGUAUAUAGAACUCUCAUUGACAGUCCCCAUUACAAACUCCCUCGCUUUUCUCUUCACCGUACUAGGAGAAUGGUGGGUAGAAAGAAAAGUGAUCAGUCGAGGUAAGUUCUAUCAUCUCUUCCCCUCCUCUUUACCCGCACUCCACUUUACAUCAACACUAUUGAUCAGAACAAAUAUUCGAAAGUGCUUUGUUCCCGGUAGGAGAGCUGAUUUAGCCAUAGAUACCUGGAUUGGUAUGACAUUGUCAUUAUGUGGUAUCGCGCUCUGCGUCCAUAGUAAGACAGGAUGAGUCUUCCAUGAGUUAUUUUUGGAUCACGUUUCCGGGAGUGGGGGAUUCGAUGUUCUAUAGAAUGAUUGGUUGAAAGAAGAAUUGAUCAUGUGGGGUCCAGGCAAAUUGUACACAUAAGGUUUUUUGGUUAGCCGCCAUAGGAGGCUGUAGUAUAUAUUUUCUACUUACGAAUGAUGGAGAGAGCAUGACAGGAUUCACGAUGUUGGAUAUUGGAAGUUGGAAAGGUCAAUGCCAAUAAUAUCACAUAGAAGCUCGGUAACACGUUCCAAUAGUUUGAUUUAAAGAUUAACAUUAGACACGUUAGCGCAGCUCUAUGCUCUAACCGAACUA